AUGUCUGCCGCUUCCAAGAAGCCACUGCCAGGCUCAUCUGGCGGUCGACGGACUUCAACAGAUCCACCUGGCGCAUCGCCAUCUCGCACUCCAGGGCGUGCUCCCGUUCCUUCGUCAACAGCAGCAACAAAUGGGGUCGCCCGGACUCGAUCAUUACGAGGCGGAUCUCCUAUGUCUGCGCGAUCUGCUAUGCAAAGACCCGGUGCCGGCACCUCAAAUCUCAGUCAAAGCAGCGUCGCGUCCGAGGCCGAUGAUGACGCGCGAGCAGAGACGGUCGCUUUGUUGGACGACUUGAAAGAGCGACUACAUAAUGCCGAGAUUACGUCAGAACAGUUCCAGAAGGAGGCCCAGGUUCUACAAUCAAGACUAGACGAAGCCCUCCUAGAGCAAGGGAAGCUCGAGGACCGGUUGCACGAGCAGGAGGAGAAGUUGGAACUUCUAGAGAAUGAGAAGCGCGAUGCGCUGAGAGAAAAGCGUGAGAUGGAGAACAUAUACGAGGCGGAGAGGAGUUCCAUGACCAAGGAGAAGGAGGAGAUGUCCAACCGGGAGGAGGAAAUGCAAGUAAUCAUUCAGCGACUCAAGGAUUCUCUGAGUCAAAGGUCCAAUCCAGACGACGAGUCAAGGAUAUCUAGACGAUCAAAUAAUUCCUCUCCAAGCCUUGACGGGCAAUUUGCGCCACCCGCCGGCCUCAACCGCAGCGAUUCUCGCAACAACUCGAAAUUACUUCUACAGAAGGACAAAUUGGUCGAGUCCCUUCGAUUAGAGUUAGCUGAGGCACAGAUCAAGCUUGUUGAGUCUGAGAACAUGGGAGGUGGCCGAAUGCAAGAGGUCGAAAGGCAACUUUUGGAAGCACGAAUGACGAAUGCGAGGUUGAUGGAGGACAAUGAAAGCUACCAAUUGCUACUUUCGGAGAAGACAUUGACAGGUGACUUUGCAAAGAGCGAUUUCAUGGGAUCCGCUUCGAACCCAGAUGCGCUAAGCGCACUUGAAGGCCGAACAGCAGCACCAAGCCUCGCGGAUGAGUUGUCGGACGUUGCAGAAGGAGAGAGUGAUAACUACAGACGUCUAGAGGCUGAGUUGAAAUCAGCAAAGGACCAGAACAAGGCGUUAACGCUCUACAUUAACAAGAUUAUCGAACGGCUUUUACAGCAUCAGGAUUUCGAGGCGAUUCUUGACCAAUCAUCAGAUUUCAAGCCAGGAGCGAACACGGACAAGGAACUUCCUCCUCCCCCCAAGGAGCAAGCCAGCGGGGCCUCCAUCCUGCAGCGCGCAAAGUCUGUAGCUAUAGGAGCAAGCCGUCGGCCGCGGCCCCAAUCAGUGAUGGCAUCCACCAACUCCGUGGUCAGUGAUCCAGAUACCGCGCCCAGUAUCCCAUUCGGCGUCAAUCGCUCAGCCAGCUUCCGCACUGGCCGCCCGCAGAGCGAACAGUAUACUGGCAGUGGUGGAGCAGCCAGUGUCGUGAAUCAAAUGUACAAAGGCGGCCAAACCUCUCCUCCACUCCAUGGUCCUCAAACACCCCGACAUUCGCAAUCCUUCUUUGCCCCUCCACCUGUCGGCGGGAAUCCAAACGCACAACGCCGGGUCCCUAGUAGUGGACAAACUCCCUCUGCAGGUAACUUCCCUGGCAUGAAGAGUGAGACGAGUAGCAUUAGCGGAGACUCUGGAGAGGUGUCCACUCCUCCAAGCCAGAGCCCCCCACGACCGAACGUCGAGAAAUCGACGACUUUUGCUGGGAAUAAGCCCAGACCAUUGAGAUUAGUACAGGAUCACCCGGAGAAUAACCGGAAGGCCACCGAGGAAGAAGAUAAGAGGGCCAAGAGGGCGAGUUGGAUGGGCGGGCUUUCGGGAUGGGCCUUCGGGAAGAAGGACGAGAAUGCAACGGGAACGGAAGCGGUGAUCAAGGAAUGA
Messenger RNA from Venustampulla echinocandica, 1908 nucleotides. RefSeq lists its product as uncharacterized. The transcript is spliced from 2 exons. NCBI's taxonomy places the organism in Eukaryota, Fungi, Ascomycota, Leotiomycetes, Helotiales, Pleuroascaceae. Bases 1 to 1908 code for a protein of 635 amino acids. The record is from RefSeq and is a predicted model, not a curated record.